Messenger RNA from Neogale vison (American mink), 2191 nucleotides. RefSeq names its product frataxin (gene FXN). Gene Ontology annotation, cellular component: mitochondrion. NCBI's taxonomy places the organism in Eukaryota, Metazoa, Chordata, Mammalia, Carnivora, Mustelidae. The coding region runs from base 1 to 636 and encodes 211 amino acids. Gene Ontology annotation, molecular function: ferrous iron binding; ferric iron binding; iron chaperone activity. The record is from RefSeq and is a predicted model, not a curated record. The transcript is spliced from 5 exons. Gene Ontology annotation, biological process: intracellular iron ion homeostasis; iron incorporation into metallo-sulfur cluster.
AUGUGGACGUUCGGGCGCCGCGCGGCCGCCGGCCUCCUGCUCCGCUCGGCGCCCCCGGGCUCGGCCCCGGCCGGCGCCGGGACCCGGGGGCCGACCAGGAACGCCCCGCUCUACGGCCGCCGGGGGUUGCGCGUCGGGACCGGAGCCACCCGCGUACCCAGCCACGCCAGUCUGAGCCUCCACCGCCUUGAUCAGAUGGUGAAUGUCAAAAAGCAGAGUGUGUGCUGGGUGACUGUGAGACCAGCAGGAACGGCGGGCGACCCUGGCUCUCUGGAUGAGACCACCUAUGAAAGACUGGCUGAGAAGACACUAGACUCCUUAGCAGAGUUCUUUGAAGACCUCGCAGACAAACCUUACACGUUCGAAGACUAUGAUGUCUCGUUUGGGAGUGGUGUGCUGACAGUCAAACUGGGUGGAGAUCUGGGAACCUACGUGAUCAACAAGCAGACCCCAAACAAGCAGAUCUGGUUAUCUUCACCCUCCAGCGGCCCCAAGCGCUACGACUGGACGGGGAGGAACUGGGUGUACGCCCACGACGGCGUGUCCCUGCACGAGCUGCUGGCCGCGGAGCUGACCGAAGCCUUCCGGACCCAACUGGACUUAUCCUCUCUGGCCUAUUCCGGAAAAGGCGCUUGAUGCCCCGUCCAGUCCCGGGGACAGUAACAGGUCUGAAGCCAAGACUCCAGCUCCGUCCCGCUGCUGGGGGUCUGGUUGGUUCCAUUCCCGCUUUGGAGGACAGUGGCGUGUUGUGUAAGGACUCGGUGAAAAGAACGUGUUGCCUCCCACCCUCCCCUAAGUUCAGACUUUUAAUUUCCGUAGUGUUUUGGGAUUUAUUGUCUGAUGUCCUCCCUCGCAGGAUAUAUUCCUUCUCUUUUAUAGUGUCCCGAUACUCGUACAUUUAUAUAGAACCUCACAGCAAGAAAAAUAAGGAGAAAUUCAGGAGGAGAAAUGACUUGAUUUCACUCUUCGUUCUUUGAAGGACUUAAUUGCAUAAAACCACACAAAGAGCGGCGAGCGGACCUCCCUUUUCUGUCCCCAGAUGAAGACGCAUUAAAGGGUCAUCUAUAAAUGGUGCCACACCUCCUGAAAAUGUCAAUGUUCCUAUGCCCUGUAGUACGAAAGUGUCAGUAACGUUCAGGAAUUCUCAAACCAAAGAUCAUUCUCUCUCCCCGCUGGUGUCUCUGCCGGGUGUGGCCUAUACGGGAGACCCAGGGAGACGUGAUGGUGUUUCUUCCAUAGAGACAUGCUAGGGACAUACGCACACAUUCCAUCUCAAGGUGCGUGUGUUUGUGUGUGUGUUUUUUUUAAGUUAUUUUUUAUGGAUACAGCUGCUGCAGCACAGGUCUGAGAAUGCAAAAACUCUCCCAAAGACAAGAAGGGAAGAAGGGCCAUUAUCAUAAGCGCGUGGAUGGAGUGUAAUAACCUAGGUCACGGGGUGAGGUCAUGCUUAGCAAAUCGUGAAGGACCCCACAAAUGCAAAGAUGUUCGUGUUCAUGAAAAGAGCCCUAGUCCUUCACUUGGCAAAGCGCAACCAUUUCUUACUAAAGAAAGAUUUCUCAGUGACGGGUCUAUGCAGAUGUGCGGGAUCUCGGUUCUCUGUCUCUGGGCAAGUUUCACAAACUCCGUGACCUGUUUCCCCACGUGUUAAAUGAGCGGGUGGAACUGAGAGAAUAUAGGGGAUUCUCAGUCCAGACCUUCGUGGGCCUGUCAGGCCAGCUUAACAGGGGAGGGGAUGACAAUGAACAAGUUUCUUAAGUUAGAGCAUAAACAUAGGGUUAUAGGUGUUCCACUUGAAUUUCGGUUGAAUUAAUGUUCAAAUAGUACCCAUCGUCCGUGUCUUUACUGUGCUGACUUGUGCUCUGGGCUGAAUGUCUGUGUCCCUCCCCAAAAUUCCUGUGGUGAAUCCUUACCCCCAGUGUGAUGGAGUUAGGAGGUACGGCUUCCGGAAGGGGGUUGGGUCGUGAGGACAGAGCCUCAUGACUGGAAUUAGUCCCCUUAUGAGAGAGACCCCAGAGAGCUCCUCGCCCCUCACCUCUCCUCACCCCUCCUACCAUGUGAGGACACAGUGAGAAGUCGGCCGUCUGUGAACCAGGAAGUAGAACUUCACCAGACCCUCCGUGUGUGGGGCCUUGACCUUGGGCUUCCCAGCCCCCAGAACUAUGGGAAAUAAAUUCUGAUUGUUUAUAAGCUA